Molecule: messenger RNA, 534 nt
Organism: Necator americanus (New World hookworm)
Lineage: Eukaryota; Metazoa; Nematoda; Chromadorea; Rhabditida; Ancylostomatidae
Exons: 1
Coding region: 1-534 (177 amino acids)
Source: RefSeq, a predicted model, not a curated record
AUGGAGUUUGGGAAGGCGUGGAAGGACAAGAACCCGCGGAAAGCCUAUGCUCUACUAAAACAGUAUAGCGGCAAAAUGAAAAGAUGUUCCCCUGUCCUCAACACUGCCAAUGGGGUAGCUCUCGGUGAAGCAACCCUUCCAAUUUGGAACGAACACUUCAAGACCUUGCUGAACCGGCUAGCACCGUCAGCUCCUGAACUCGAACACGUUUAUAGACCGACAUAUGCGGUUAACGAGGAGCCACCGACUGCGUCGGAGGUCCUGGUCUGUAUUCAAAAAAUGAAGAAUGGAAAAUCUGGUGGAGAAGACGGGAUUAGCGCAGAAAUGCUAAAAUAUCUUCCUCCGUCUGGGAUUCGUGAAAUGACAAGGAUCAUCCGUUCAAUAUGGAUAGACGAAAGGAUACCUGAUUCAUGGAGACACGCUAUCAUAAUUCCCCUCCACAAGACGUUAUCCGUCACGGACCUCAGGAAUUAUCGAGGAAUCUCUUUGCUGCGUGUUACGUACAAGGUACUGGAGCGCAUUAUCCUGGACUGA